Messenger RNA from Striga asiatica, 232 nucleotides. NCBI's taxonomy places the organism in Eukaryota, Viridiplantae, Streptophyta, Magnoliopsida, Lamiales, Orobanchaceae. The record is from the annotation of a GenBank genome assembly.
AUGCGGGGGCCGACGAGGAAGAAGAGGAUCGGCAGAGAAAGGAGGAGGAUUAGGGUUGGGAUCAGCGGGGAAGUGGAGGUAGCGGCCAUGGCUGUCGGUGGUUGUUAUCUCUCUCUCUCUCUCUCUCUCUCUCUCUGUGAACUGUUAUCGGUGGUGGUUCUCUCUCUAUAUACUGCUAUCGGUGGCCGUGGGAGGUUUACAGUGGCCAAAAUAGGGUUCUUUUCAGCGACGA